Messenger RNA from Caenorhabditis bovis, 6102 nucleotides. Lineage: Eukaryota; Metazoa; Nematoda; Chromadorea; Rhabditida; Rhabditidae. The record is from the annotation of a GenBank genome assembly.
AUGACUCGGCUAAGCGCGAGUCCAGAUGAGAAUAUGAAUCCGGCCGAUGCGGUGUGUGCCGCAUCAACACGUAAACGCAUCAAUCUUCAAAUGCCUGAGACGCCGUCUAGGAAUUCAGAAGUCUUUGAUGAUGAUGACAAUUGUGUUGAUAUCUCGAAACGAUUAAAACCAUCGAAUCCAAGAGAUGAGUUGGCGAUUGCGGGCCGCGUUGCCGGCGUACGCCUACAAAACUUCAUGUGCCACAGCAAUUUGCAAAUCGAGUUCGACACACGCCAUAAUAAUUGCUUCUACAUUGGCGGACCGAACGGCAGCGGAAAAAGCGCGCUAUUCGCCGCGAUCAACAUCGGACUCGGCGGCAAAGGGUCCGACAACGAUCGUGGCAAUACGGUGAAGUCGUACGUGAAAGAUGGCACCAGCUCGGCGAAAAUCAGCAUCACAUUGACGAAUGAGGGACAAAAUUCGAAUCCCGAAUAUGGUGAAUUUGUCGAAAUUGAGCGAAAUAUCACGCAGACGUCUUCAACGUAUACUUUGAAAAGUAUUAAGGGGUUUGGGAGGAACCGCAAAGAAGAGAUUGUUAGCAAAAAGAAGGGCGACAUCGAUAAAAUUGUGCGACGAUUCAAUAUUCAUUUGUCGAAUCCGGCGUUCUGGAUGAGCCAGGAUCGAUCGAGAAGCUUUUUAAGCGAUUUCAAGCCGGCAACGAUUUAUAAGUUUUACCAGACGGCCACCGAGCUUGAUCGAAUAAAAAUGGCGUACGCGAAGUUUGCCGACGAUCUCAACGAUGUGAAUAGCAUUUUGUUUCGGAAAAAGCUGGAGUUGAACAAGCGGACAAAGGAAUUGCAACGAUUGCAUGAAGUGCUCAGCAUGCAUAAUAAAAUUGAGGAUGAUCGCAAGAAGAUCCUUCGCUAUCAAUGGUGUUUGAUGUUCUGCGCGAUUCGCGAUAUCGAGGACGAGCUUGAGAUUGUCCGACAGAAGCAGAAGCACAUCGAGGAGAAGGCGGCGAGGAACAAAGAGGAGAGUCUCAAUAAUCGUCAGGAGCGCGCGACGCUGAUGCGCGACGUCGACGUGCUUCACGAUCGGAUUGCGGAGAAGAAGCAGGAGCACGACAUCUUCAAAGAGGAGAUCAAUAGCGAGAAGGCGAAAUUUCGCGACGAAAGCGAUCAAAUUGAUGGGAUUCAUCACGAAAUUCGGAAUAGGAAGCAGGAAAUCAAACUAUUGAACACGAAAAUCAUGGAUGCGAAGAAGAAGAUUCGAGCGAUUUCGGAGAACGCGGCUGGAACGCAAAUGAAGCAGAAAUAUGAGGAAUUUGAGAGGAAGUAUGAGGAAUUGAAGGCGACGCGCGAAACGAUGGAAAAAAGCGGCAAAAUUGUGGGUCUUCAAAACGAGCGCGAUGAAGCUGAACGUGUGCUGAGUGAGCUCGAGAAUCGGCGAGCCGACAUCACGCAGGAGAUGAACGAGAUGAAGCGGCUAGCCGAUGAGUGUCAGGAGAAGUUGAGGCGCGCGAACGCGGCGAAAAUCAACAAAGUGAACAAAUAUGGACCGAAAAUGAGUGAGAUUGUUGCGGAAAUCCACAAAAAUCGGCACAAGUUUUCGAAAUUGCCCAAAGGACCAAUUGGCCAGUACAUUUCGGUUGAGAACAAAAAAUGGGCGCUGGCCGUCGAGGAAUGCAUUGGAAAAUUGGCGACGACAUUUAUUUGCGACAAUCAAAUGGACGCGAAAGUGCUUCAGUCGAUAUUCGACAAGCUGAGAUUGACGAAACGCGACGCGCCGCCGAUGCACGUCUCGCGAUUCUUGGGCAAACGUCAUCAAAAUUUGAGGGAGCCGUCGAGCGAAUGGAAGACGAUCUAUCGUGUGUUGAAGUUCAGCGACGAUGAUGUUCAUAAUGUGAUCAUCGAUAAAAGCCAACCGGAAUGUGUGGGUCUCGUCGAGAGCCAGGAGGAGGCGAUGGAGGAAAUGGACAGCGCGAAUCCGCCGAGAAACGUGAUCAAGGUGUUCACGGCGAAUGGCGAUCAGGCGUUCGCGCGCGGUCCCAAUUCGCAGUAUCGUUUCUAUGCGGCGCGACGCGGUAUAAGCAGUCAAGGGUUGUUUGAACCCGGCGACGGGCUCGUCGAUCAUGAGCGUCUGAAUCGGACCAUCGAUGAUUGUCGGAAUCGACUUCACGAAUUGAAUAAUGACGAGUACAAAGAGAUUGAGUCGAAAAUUCGAAAAAUGCGACGUCAGCGCGAUGAAGCCUCCAAAGCGGUCGAUGCGUUUGAGGCGAAGCAUGCCGACGUGCGUCAGCGUGAAAUUCGAAUGCAACGAGAGGUGCACGAUCUCGAAGCGAAAAUGGCGAGCGAGAGCGAUCUUGAGGAUAUUGAGAGUUUGAAUCGAUGUAUUGAGGAUAUGGAGGGAAGGAUUCCGAAGAUUGAGGAGCAGAUUGAUGAGUGGAAGCAGAAGGAGGCUGCGAUUCGAACGAGGAUGGAAACGUUUAGCGCGAAAAUUGCCCAACUUGAGAAGGAUUUGAAUGUUUAUAAGGAGGAAAUUGAAGCGGAAAGGCAAUCGGUCGAUGCGACGAAUGAGAAGGUGAUGCUUCUCGACGCGGCGUUCUCGAAGUUCACGACGAAAAAAGCGCGAUUCGACGCGGAUCGCGAGCAACUCUACAACGAGGACACGCGUCUUCAGGCGUGUCGCGACGACAAAAUCGCGAUGGUGAACGAAUCGAAGAAAUUGCUCGUCAAACCCGACGGUGUCGACGAUCCGCCGGAUUUGAGCGAUUUUCCGCCGACGGAGCAUGCCGAAAAAACGUAUGAGGAGUUGAAGAAGCGAAUCGAGAUGCAAACGGAAGAAAUUGAUCCGAGUGUGACACUUGAAAUGGUCCAGGAAUUCAAAGAAUCGCUCAAGAAUGACAAGCGAAUGUGUCGACGGAUACUGGAAGUGCUCAAUAAGCUCCACGAAAUUCUUGAGCAUCGCGUCGCCCUCUAUCCGCUUCUCAAAAAGUGUACGGAGAUGAAGGUGCGAAAUCGAUUCAAGGAGCUCCUUCAGAUUCGAGGAAAUUUUGUGGGCGAUUUGGAAAUCGACAACGAGCGACAGACGCUCAACGUGAUUGUGCGCUCGGUUCGCGAUGUUGAGAGGGAUGGAACGACGACGAUCGAUGGUGCGGAUGAUGAUGAUGACGAUGAGGAGCCGGCGAAGAAGAAGAGCAAAGCGGUGAAGAGGACGAAAAAGGAUAUUCGCGAUCUCAAAGGCCUAUCCGGCGGCGAGCGCUCAUUCGUGACGGCCGCUCUCGUGAUGUCGUUGUGGGAAGUGAUGGAGCAGCCGUUCCGAAUGAUGGACGAGUUCGACGUGUUCAUGGACAUGGUGAAUCGAAAACUGGUGAUGGACUUGCUCGUCGAGAUGGCCACCGACCAUUUUCCGUAUAAUCAGUUCAUUUUCUUCACACCUCAAGGAAUCAAAGAGCUUAAAAAGUCGUUUGAUAAAGGAUUGAGAUCGAUUUGGAUAUCGGAGCAGUUGGCGACGAUCUCGCGACUCGGACGAGUUUUCGAGGAGAAUCCCGUGCCGACGUUUGUCAACUCGACGCUGGUUCGAUUGGCUGAAGCUUUUAAAGAUGGCUCCAACGAUUUACGGGUCGGAAUCGCUCGCGCGCUCGGCCAAUGCGGCUCGCAUCUCUCGUUGGCGUUCUCAUCGGCGGAAAUCCUCCGCCGCAUUCUCACCGUCAGCCAUUCGAACGAUCCGGACGCGCGCGAGGCGGUGCUCGACAUGUUGGCGAGUCUCGCCGUCAUUUGUCCGGACAACACGCAAGUGCAUCACAUCAUUUGCGAAUCGCUCUCGACGGACCAUCGAGGCGAAUUUCGGGCGGCGUGCGCGGCGAUGAAGGCGUUCGCCGCGUUGUCGUCGGAAUUCUCCGAGACGGUCGUCUCGCAAGUCGGCAAACUGCUCGACGAGCCGACGACGACCGACGCGCAAAAGAUUCAAUUGUGCGACGUGUUCGCGACGAUGCGCGCCGACGCCCACACACUGGAGCACGUGUUUGGGAUUUGCGCGACGGUCUUGACGCGAAAUUGCACCGACGAGUUUCUCGCCGCGUUUUUGCGCUCGAUGACGAGUUUGUGCAUUGAAGUGCGCUACACGGUGCCGAAACAAAUCGAUAUUCUGCUCGGCACGCUGACGGCGUUGAAGACGAAAAAGAAUAAUAAUGGGGCGGCGGCGACGUCGUCGUCGUCGUCGAGCGGCGGUAGCGACGAGCGCAUCUGCAUUAUUCUCAAAGAAUUGCGACGAUUGGCGAAAUAUUCGAACAUUUGGAGCGAGGAGCAAAUUCGUCGAUUCGCCGAAUUCCUCAACGCCGAAAUGUCGGCGGCGGCGACGUCGCGAUAUUUCGAAGUAGGCGUCGAGUUGUCGAGAAGCUGCUCGAGCGCCAACAUCAAAUUGUUGAAAGAUUUGGCGAUAUCGUCCACCGCUUACGGAUCGGUCAAAAAUCCGGCAAUCAGCGUGCGCUACAUUCAAAUGGCGGCCAACAUCUUCUGUAAUCGCAUCAUUUUCGACGGCGAGUCGCCCGAAACAAUAAGUACGGCGAUGACGUCGCUGUCGGUGAUAAUUGUGGCGGAUUGCACGAGCGGAAAAAUGGAGGCGAAUCUCGCGAAACGCCUGUACCGCGCGAUUGGCGACGUGCUUUGCGUCUAUCCGUACACGCAAUUCGAAUUCUCGAUGAUAAUCAUCUCGUCGGUUUUGUCGGCGUUCGAUGAUUUGGCGUGUCUCGAGGACAAUCUUGAGCAGCGUCUUGAAAUGUUGUGCCGAUUGAUCGACACCGAUCGCGCUUAUAUACCGGACAUUCAAAAAUGGGCGAUCAAUGUUUAUCAGCGAAAGAAGCCGAUAUUCGAGGCGUUUCCGACGCUGUUCGCCUAUUUGGCGAUCGCGAUCGGCACAGAAUUGCCGCCGGAAUUUCCGAGUGUCAUGUUCGACGCGUCGACGAGUCGAUACGAAACGGCGAGAAGCGCAUUCCGAAACGGACGAUGGAUCGAUGUGGCGUUGCCGAAUUUGGAGGCCAUCGAAACGAAGAAUCUGGCAAAACUCGAAAGCGAUUGGAUAUUGGCGCUUCGCGAGUUGGCCGCCGCGCAGCUCGUCGAGUUCACGCCGCUCGCCAUCGACAAUCAACAAUCGCGUUUGCGUUCGGCGUUGUCGAUUCUCAGCGUCGCGUUCGUCUAUUCGAAUCGCGCCGCGCAUUUGCGCGUUCCGUUGGAGUUCAUCGAGCGCUUCUUGCACACGUCGGAGGCGUUCUCGCGUUUGUUGUCGACGUGCGAGCCGUUUUUGACGAUUCUCACCAGCGCGCUGAAACCGGGACACUAUUACAAUGCGAUUGUGGCGAGACGAUUCACGGUGGCGCUAUCGACGGUCGAGAAGAUCAUAAUCGAUCUUCAAUCGUCAUGGUUUUCGCUUUGUCGUUCGUCAUUCUGCGCCGAUCCGACGUCGUUGGACCUCAUCACAUUGUAUUAUUCGAAGAGCACCGUUCUCCUCGCCGCCGUUCAAAUGAUGCUCGGAAAAAUGCCGCCAGAAACCAAUAUCCAGCUGCCGCCACUCUCGAAUCCGCGAACUUGCGCACAAAUGCAACGCGAGAAGCUGCAAUGGAUAAUCGAGAAAUUGGCGAGAUUGAAAUUCAAAGAAUUGCCGACAUUGAAUACGAUUCAAGUGUUUCACACGAUCAUUGAACAACUCGCCAUGACGCCGUACAUGAUGCCGCGAUUCUUCUUUCAGCAAUUCUACAACGUCGAAUUCAAGAUAUCGACGACGCCCCAAAUGGAGGGCAAUCGGGCGGUGAGCGUGCAAAACGGCGAGACGGUGCCGAUUCGCGUCGACGGCGCGAUUCUCUCGAAUCAUCCCUAUCACAUUCGAUCGGUCAUCAUUAUUGCCGAGAUCUCGUCGCCGACGAAUCAUGCGGCUAAUCGAUAUUUGACGGAAACUGUGGAGCCGAAUGAGAAGAAUUACUUUAGCGCGCAAUUUUUGCUGCAAUUCAAAUGGUCUUGCGACAUCAAAUUACGAAUUGAAUUCAUCGAUGCGACCACCAGGAAACAGUGGCGAUCGUCGACAACGACAACAUUGCCAAUUAUGGUACGAGAAGUGACGAAAGCCCGAUGA